Danaus chrysippus (African queen) is the source of this 474-nucleotide messenger RNA. Lineage: Eukaryota; Metazoa; Arthropoda; Insecta; Lepidoptera; Nymphalidae. The record is from the annotation of a GenBank genome assembly.
AUGGUGGAUGGCAGUCGUACUGGUGCGUGGGGGAGCGGGUAUGGAGCGGCCGCGGCGCUGGCCCUGGCUGCUGGGGACGCGGCCAACCUCACCAGGUGCCUGGCCCUGCUGGCGCCCCUUGCUGACUUACGACACCACAACUCGUUCUGGUCGGAGCGCUACGCGGGUGUGGGUGGUGGAGCGUCCCUAGGAGUGUGGCGCCGCGCGUCCUCGGUCCCUCCUCGGCGCGUGUUGCUCGCUCACGCCACCGCGGACGUGCGAGCUCCUCCGCCUCACGCCCUCGUUCUUGCACGAGCUCUCAUACAAGCCAGGGCCGUGUACUCUCAUCAGGUGUAUCCUGAUGAGGGUCACUCCUUCGAGCGCUCGUUCCUGCACGUGUACUCCUCCAUGGAGCAGUUCUUCGACGAGUGUUUCGGUCCCGUGGAGCUCGCGGACUGGGACAACCCCGGGGGACUGUUCCCAUUCAGGGAUUGA